Messenger RNA from Lachancea fermentati, 654 nucleotides. NCBI's taxonomy places the organism in Eukaryota, Fungi, Ascomycota, Saccharomycetes, Saccharomycetales, Saccharomycetaceae. The record is from the annotation of a GenBank genome assembly.
AUGGAUAUCUCUAAGCAAACUACUACUGGAUUGGACCAGUUGAAAGAUGUUUAUUAUCAAUUUGUGUCUGAAAUCGAUUCCAAUGAUCCAACAUUGAAACUGGCGUUGUUUUUCAUCAUGUUCAACCCAACUUUUUGGAACAUAGCAGCCCGUUUAGAAUACAAUACGCAUAUUAUUACGAAGAUUGCGGGUGGUGCUAAGCGGGGAUGCUACUUGUUAGCUGCUACAAUCUUUGGGCUUGGGAUUGUGCGUGACUACUACUUCCACAAGAGUUUAGAAACGCAGGUCACGUCUGAUUUGUUGGACUACAGCCUAGUGAAGUACCUCGGUGCCGCUUUGUUUGGUUCUGGUCAAGUCUUGGUACUCACUUCUAUGUACCAACUGGGCAUUACAGGUACUUACUUAGGUGAUUACUUUGGUAUUUUGAUGGACCACAUCGUGACAGCGUUUCCUUUCAACGUUUGCGCGAACCCUAUGUACCAGGGUUCUACGUUGACCUUCUUAGGUACAUCUCUGUACUACGGAAAACCUGCUGGUGUAUUUGCCACCCUUGUUGUCAACUUGAUGUACACUUUGGCCCUCAAGUUUGAGGAACCUUUUACUGCUAAAAUUUACGCAAAACGUGAUGAAGCCAAGGCUACAAAGUCCACUUAG